This is a messenger RNA of Syzygium oleosum, 1001 nucleotides long. RefSeq names its product nicotinamidase 1-like. NCBI's taxonomy places the organism in Eukaryota, Viridiplantae, Streptophyta, Magnoliopsida, Myrtales, Myrtaceae. The transcript is spliced from 5 exons. The record is from RefSeq and is a predicted model, not a curated record. Gene Ontology annotation, biological process: pyridine nucleotide salvage. The coding region runs from base 113 to 850 and encodes 245 amino acids. Gene Ontology annotation, molecular function: nicotinamidase activity.
GUUGGGAAGAUUUUCUCUGUCUCUGCUUGAUCUUCUGUGAUUCAUAUGACCCUUCUCCGUGGCUCUUCCUAUAUUCCUCUCGGGUAAAAGAAGAGCAAGAAAAGGGAGAACCAUGGUGUCUCCGACGGUUGAUCUACUCAAGAGCGAGCUUCCACUCGAGCAAGAAAGCGCGGUCUUGGGUGAAGAUGGAGAGACGGGGCUUGUUCUUGUGGACAUCAUCAAUGGCUUUUGCACUGUUGGUGCUGGAAAUCUUGCUCCCAGAGAGCACAACGAGCAGAUCUCGAGCAUGGUAGAAGAGUCUUCGAGGUUGGGCAGGUUGUUCUGCGACAAGAAAUGGCCUGUUCUCGCAUUUCUUGAUUCUCACCAACCCGACAAGCCUGAGGACCCUUAUCCUCCUCACUGCAUCACUGGCACUGAUGAAUCGAAUCUGGUCCCUGCUCUGAGAUGGAUAGAGAAAGAACCAAACGUGACGAUCAGGCGCAAAGAUUGCUAUGAUGGGUAUUUAGGCUCAUUUGAGAGCGACGGCUCCAACGUGUUUGUGGAUUGGGUAAAGAAGAAUCAGAUCAAAACCAUGCUGGUGGUUGGGAUAUGCACGGACAUAUGCGUGCUGGACUUUGUUUGCUCGACCUUAUCAGCUAGAAACCUCGGCUUCCUCAAACCGCUGAAGGACGUAGUAGUGUACUCGCGGGGUUGUGCCACCUUCGACGUCCCUCUCCAUGUUGCCCGAAACACGAAAGGAGCCAUGGCUCAUCCGCAGGAACUGAUGCAUCAUGUAGGCCUGUACAUGGCUAAGGAAAGAGGAGCCAAGAUAGUUGAUCAACUGUGGCUGGAUGGAAAGGAGGCGCCAUAAGCCCAUCACAGUUUGUGUAGAAAUAAGAACAUAUCAUCUGCCACACAAUACUACAUGGCCCCCGUGUGUAAUGUUCCUGUUCAUUCCAUGUCGGAUCGAGUUUCUUGGAGACAUACGAUAAAAUAGGAACAACGGAGAGCAGUUUAGCGCA